This is a messenger RNA of Linum tenue, 1098 nucleotides long. NCBI's taxonomy places the organism in Eukaryota, Viridiplantae, Streptophyta, Magnoliopsida, Malpighiales, Linaceae. The record is from the annotation of a GenBank genome assembly.
CGACCGGCGGGGGACGCGAUUCUUUGGAAUCCGACAACCUCAGAAACAAAAGUUUUGCCGCCUACAAUAUUCAACCGCCGACACACGAGUGCCUGGGUUAAUACAGUUGGAUUUGGAUUCGACCCGGAAACGAACGACUACAAAGUCGUCAGAAGAAUAAACUAUUUCGAAGAUCAAGCGAGUCCGAUGGACUGCUUCUUCGUGGAGCUGUAUAGCUUGACGACCGAUUCGUGGAAGGAAAUCCAUGGAGGCCCUUUCCUUCCCCUGGUUCCGCCUCCCGAGGUCGCUCGGUGUUUCAACGGGAAGUUGUAUUGGUGGAGCCACCCGUUGCGCUAUGUAUUCGAGCUCGUCUCGUUCGACCUGAGCAAGGAAGUGUUCCGUGGAGGGCAAGUGGGGAACCCAGCCGAGCUAUUCGAGGUCCGGUCCUUGUUCGUGGUGCCGAACCAGGAGGAGGAUUCGUUGGUGGCGAUUGGUUCCCCUCGUCACAACCCCUCCUCUUUGGAGGUAUGGGCGCUACUGAGGUUGUGGGUGACCGCGUCGUGGACCAAGCUGUACGUCUUCGUUCCUGACUACUGUGAAUUCUAUGGGAUUUCGAGGGAUUUCGUGUUUUACGAUCGUUUAAUGUAUUCGGAUGCUAGUGAUUGCGUCAUGAACGAGGGGAAGAUCACCGCCUGCCGUUUGGGGACCGGAGAAAUUAUAGAGCUUGGCAUCUCGACGAGUGUGGUGCAUCUGAUAGUGAAUUAUGUGCCUUCUCGAGUUUCUUUGGUAUAAGGAAAGGAAGAGUCUAUCUGUUUCUGGUUUCAUCAUUGAUCGUUUUAGAUAAUUGUUGCAGUUCAAUCUCAACCGGGACAAAUGCAAGCUAUAUGUGUCUUGCUGCUGAAGAAAUAAAGCCUGCAGUUAAAAAAAUGAAGAAUGCAGGGGAGGUGAGGUGAGGUGCAGGACAACUUGGAAGUGAUGAUCUGUGAUGUGUGAAGUAAAGAUCAAGUGGCCUGAAGGCUGAAGCUGAAUUGAGGCCAGGUCACUUCUUUUGGGACCACAGCUGAGGGUAUUAGUGCCAAUGUCGCUCCUGGAAUUGGCAGGAGACAAGGAAAGCGACUG